Messenger RNA from Amphibalanus amphitrite, 3362 nucleotides. RefSeq names its product sphingomyelin phosphodiesterase 4-like. The transcript is spliced from 14 exons. Gene Ontology annotation, molecular function: sphingomyelin phosphodiesterase D activity. Lineage: Eukaryota; Metazoa; Arthropoda; Thecostraca; Balanomorpha; Balanidae. The record is from RefSeq and is a predicted model, not a curated record. Bases 162 to 2735 code for a protein of 857 amino acids. Gene Ontology annotation, biological process: ceramide biosynthetic process; sphingomyelin catabolic process; glycerophospholipid catabolic process.
CCGUGCUUAUCUUGAUCUGCUUAUCUGUGGAGCGGCCAGCGGUGGGAUAAAGUGCGUGAUAUUUUCACUUUUUCUCAAUAUUCUUAGUGUUCCACAAGAGCAAACAGCUCAAUAAUCAAUUCAUCACUUAUAAUCUGCAUUGGCUUUUGGAUGACACAGCAAUGGCCUCUUCCUUUACUACUACUCAGCAGCAGCUGCACCCAAUGUCGCUGGCGUCGGUGCUGUCGGCGCCGCUGGCCGGGCGCGGCGAGCUGCUCGGCCGACUGUUCGCCGAGUCGCCCCUGAAGGAGCUGGCCGCCAUCUACCCGGUCCUCCUGGAGGAGGUGUUCGGGUUCGGCGGCCGGCCCGGCUGGAACCUGCAGCUCAUCACGCGCAAAUGCCACCCGGUGGAGUUUGAGAGGGUGCGCGCGCUGUUGCAGCCGACGGGUCCGCUGUUUAGUGUCAUCUACCGACUGAUGGCGGAGCCGCACGUCACCUACGAGUUCCCGGCCGCCUGUCUGCCGGGCGGCUCGGUAGGCGGCGGCGGCGGCGCCGUCUCUGCGCUCUCCUCAGGCCAGUGGUCGCUGCUCAGUCCCCAGUCGGCUGCCGGCGCCGGCGCGCCCGCCUGGGGCGGCUCGCUGAUGCUCAGCCCGUUCGAGCUGUACCUGCACCACUUCUGCUACUUCCUACUGAACCCGGCGCAGCAGGCGGCGCCCAUCGCCUGGACCUCGCCCGGCGACGCCCUCUAUCCGACCCUGCUCGAGGACCUGAUGGCGCACUUCCUGCCGUGCGGCGGCGGCUGGGUACCGGCGCUGCCGCAGCCCACGGCGCACCGGCACCUGCACCAGCUGCACCACCCCGGACUCGGUCUGACGCCGGAGCCGCGGCGCCAGGUGACGACGCCGCCGCGUCUGCUGCUGCGGAGCUCGCUGCUGCGGCCGGCCAGUCCGGGCGGCGCGGGCGGCUCGCCGGCCGCCGGCGGCCUCUCCCACGGUCACGGCCACCUGCCUGAGACGUGGCGCAGCGAGACGCUGCUGAGGACGCUGGCCGCCUUCUGGCUGGAGACGGGCGCGCCGGGCGGCGACCAGCGGCCGCCAUCGCCCGGACAGAAUGACUCCUUUUCUGCCAAGUCGAUUCUGUACGACCUUGACCCGCGCGUGGCCAGUCACGACCACGUGCGCGUGGUGCGCAUGCUGGUCAAACACAUGCACUUUUUCGCCAACACGCCGCACCAGCUGCCUGGUCUGGCUGAGUUCAAAAGGCAGGUGCAGUCGAUGCUGCAGAAGAAGCUGUACGCCUUCCUGCGUCACACCAUCCAGCACUGGCCGACCGACACGUCGUUCCGUCUGGUUUUGGAGACGUGGCUGAGCUACAUCCAGCCGUGGCGCUACACCGACUACACCAACAGAAACAGGUCCCCGAGCCAGUCGGGCCAGCCGCGUGAGUCGGAUCGCGCCGUGGACGGCUCGUGGGCGCGCUUUGUGGCCGAGAACCUGCUGUUCUACGUAACGAUAUUCCGUCAGCUGCUGCCGCGCCUGCAGCGGAUGGAGCUCACCGUGCCCAAGUACGCCUACAUGGUGUUCCGGCUGGCCAAGGUGAUGUGCCAGCCGGGUCUGUCCGAUCUGAUCCACUCGGCCGAGGAGCUGCGGGUCGGCAGCCGGUGGCCGGGCGCCGGCCGCUCGGCCGCCGCGCCCGCCGGCGGACACUCGGCGCUACUGUACGCUGCCUCGGUCGGACAGCACAUCAUUGACCUGGAGGAGCCCGGCUUCACCUACCAGAGCCUCAUGGACGCCUCGUGCACGCAGCAGGUACACGCCCUGGUGCGCCGGCUGCUGGAGGCUCGUGCCGAGCUGCAGGCCCGGCUGGCGGCCGUGUCGCCGCCGCCGGCCGAGUCCGGCUCGCUGUGGGCCGGUCUGCUGUCGGCGCUGGGCGGCCGCACGCCUCACCUGACCGGCGCAGAGCUGUCUGGAGACGAGACGCGGCGCGCCGUGGUGCACCUUGAGAGCGCUGCCUCCCUGCUGGCCACAAUGUACAACCUGGAGGUGCCCGAGCCGGGGUCCGUGGUGUCCGACUCCCCGGCCACGCCGGCCGGCCAGCGUCUGCCCGGCACGCCGCUGCCGGGCCGACCAGCGGCCACUCCGCUGAUGGCCGGCCUGCUGACGCCGUCGGCGCUGCAGUCGCCGGCGGCGGCGCGCGCGGCCGGCCCCGAGACGGAGCUGACGCCCAACGGCCGGUGUCUGACGGCGCGCGGCCGCCGCCAGCUGCUGAGCGGCCUGUGGCGCGGCGACGUCACCUUCCAGGGCGACCCGGAGCGUCGGCCGGCGCAGAGCUGGGAGAGCGCCGGCCUGCUGCGCCUUCUGCAGACCGUCGCCGCGCACAUCAACAAAACGUACGGCGCCGAGCUGGCGGCGCUCUACCAGCGGCCCGACCUGGCCGGCUACGCGGCGCGCUGUGUGCUGCUGCCGCCGGCCGUGUUCUACGAGCUGGAGCGGCGGCCGGGCGGGCGCAGCGAGCGGCUGGCCGUGCCGCGGCCGGCCGCGCUCACACUCCGGCCGCUGGCCGACCAACGCUGUCUGGCGGCGCUGGCCGGCGCCGUGCUGGUCGCCCUGGGCGCCGGACUGUCUCCCAGCACGGCGCUGGUGCUGGUGCUGCUCGUGCUGCCGGUGCUGCUGCUGCUGCUGGCGGCGGCGCUGCAGAUGACCCGGGACUGGUGGCGGGGCUCGCCGCCGGCCGAGCUGGCCAGUCCCCAGCGCUGACUGGCCGGUGGACAGACGGUCCCCAGGGGUCAGCGAUACCGCCUGUCAAGCUGGGCAUUCACCUACGGACUGACUGAGAGCGAGUCACCGCCCCGGCGCCGACUGUGUGAGUACCAACCGGCUUUUUAAUACCCAGUCAGAGGCGCCGGAUGUUACUGCCUGCCUCACCCGUUAGUCAGCACUGCCCGGGAGCUGAUUUGUUCUAUAGGAACGGACCAGCUCCAACGCCGACUUUCCGCCCAAGUGAUCUAACUUUACGCUGACUCGAGUGGUCCGCUCGUGGUCGCCUGUGAUCGGUAGUGCCGCGUCUGUGCGCAUGAUAUGCCCGUCUUCGUUUAUCCAUGUCUCUUCGCUUCUCUGUCUAUGUCUGUUUGUGAAGGUGGGCAGUGGCCGGGUGGGCUGAGGACAGCUGUCCACCAGUCGCUGGCCGCUUAGUACGAACGGCGGAGAUCGGGGUGGCGAAUCGCGCGACCUCCUGCGGUGUUUUAACUGUGCCAGGGGAGACGGGUGAACCCGAGCCGAUGUGAUGCCUAACCCCAGUCGCAUUGUCGAUGAUGCAUUAUUCUGAAAAGUGAUAGCUUUGUACUGAGGCGUGAAGGAAUGAUGAAUACAACAGUUUAUGUAUCA